This is a messenger RNA of Aspergillus homomorphus CBS 101889, 1413 nucleotides long. Its product is annotated as WD40 repeat domain-containing protein. The record is from RefSeq and is a predicted model, not a curated record. Bases 1 to 1413 code for a protein of 470 amino acids. The transcript is spliced from 2 exons. Gene Ontology annotation, molecular function: protein binding. NCBI's taxonomy places the organism in Eukaryota, Fungi, Ascomycota, Eurotiomycetes, Eurotiales, Aspergillaceae.
AUGAACCCCCAAUCCCAACCCCCACCCCAAGAACAACCCCAACUCCAAAAACCAGCAACACCAACCUACAUCCUCCGCGGCCACGCCACCCCAAUCCACAGUCUAAACCUCUACCACCAAAACCGCCGCCUCCUCUCCGGCGACGCAGCCGGGUAUCUGAUUGUCUGGGACGUAGGCACCAAGCGCCCCGCCGCGGCAUGGAAAGCGCACGACGGCGCGAUCCUCGAAGCUACUGCUUUCUUUUUUCCCGGUGGUACUGGUGAUGGGGUUGAUGCUGGGGGGAGGACAGUGGUUUAUUCGCAUGGAAGGGACCACAAGCUUUGCGUCUGGGUGUUUUCGGUGCUUGAUGAGAGGGAUGGAGGGCUGGGAAGGGUUCUUCCUGUUGAUCUUUUGGCUGACCAGGGGAUCAGUAUAGGGAGGCAGCCGUGGCUUUUGCAUUCGUUGUCGGUUAAUGCGUUGAACUUUUGUGCGUUCUCUAUGGCUUUUCUUUCUUCUGCUUCUGGGUCUGGGUCUGUGUUAAGGGUGGAGGGGGAGGGGAGCGGUGCUAGUCCCACUGCUGCUGCCACUGCUGCGGCCACUGCAGAUGGAACUGCGGAGGCUCAUGCUCCAGCUGCACCUCCAUCCCCCCCCGUCCUCCUCGCCGUCCCCAACGCCCUCAACUCCGGCGCCAUCGACCUCUUCCACCUCCCAAGCGAGACCCGCGUCUCCACCAUCCCCGCAGACCCCGACGUGCAGACCGGCAUGGUCAUGGCUCUCCGGUUACUAGUGCGCGCCGACGCUAUCUACGUUCUCUCUGCCUUCGAAGACGGCCGCGUGAUGGUCUUCCGGUGUAUGAAGCCCUGUCUACCGGGGCAGGGUAGCGGGGCGAAGUCGCAGUGGCACUGGGAGAAGCUGUACGCCUGUCGUGCGCACUCGCAGCCCGUGCUGGCGCUGGAUCUUGCCCCGUCGGCUGGCUGUUUCUUUUCGUCUGCGGCGGAUGCGAGUAUUGUUAAGCAUCCUUUGGGAUCUUUAGGGUCAGGCCUGGUGACCCAGCCUCUUAAAACCGUUAAUACUAAACAUGCGGGUCAGCAAGGGUUGAGGGUCAGGGCUGAUGGGAAGAUUCUGGCCACGGCUGGUUGGGAUUCCCGCGUGCGGGUUUAUUCGUGUAAGACGCUUAAGGAGCUUGCGGUGUUGCGGUGGCAUAAGGAGGGGUGUUAUGCUGUUGCUUUUGCGGAGGUUCAGGGUCAGGUUCCAUUGGACGGGGGUCGUGCUGGGGGAAGUAGGCAAGGGGAUGCACCAGGGGAAGAUGAGAUUAGGGAAGAAGAUCGCUCCCUCGCCGCUGUUCAGCGUCUACGAGACCUCAAGGUACAACAGACUCAUUGGGUGGCUGCUGGGUCCAAGGAUGGGAAAAUUUCUUUGUGGGAUAUCUAUUGA